This is a messenger RNA of Panicum hallii, 2105 nucleotides long. RefSeq lists its product as uncharacterized. Bases 458 to 1687 code for a protein of 409 amino acids. Gene Ontology annotation, cellular component: membrane. Lineage: Eukaryota; Viridiplantae; Streptophyta; Magnoliopsida; Poales; Poaceae. The transcript has 2 exons. Gene Ontology annotation, molecular function: glycosyltransferase activity. The record is from RefSeq and is a predicted model, not a curated record.
CCUUGGCAACCUUUCCCCUCCCCUCCCACCUCCUGGCUGCCUCCUCCUCCUCUUCCUCGUCGGCGACCUCAUCGAGAAAUCUCGCUCCCUCCCGGCCGCGGAGGGGCUCCCCGACCGAUCCAUCCCAUAAAUACCCACGCGCGCCCGCCCCCGAGCCGCGCCGCUCACUCCCCCCUCAGCCUCCCAGCCGCGCCUCCACCACUCGACAGCGACCUCCUCCGCCCUCCCCCUCCUUCGCCGCUAAGCGUCCUCUCCCCCUCUUGGCCCCUUCCGUCUCCGCGUGCCGACCUGCGCGCGCGGCUCCCCGGCGUCCCCCCCACCUCCCUUCCGCCGGGGGCCAGCCAGUGGCACUCGUCCCACCCGAUCCCAUCUCCCCCGCGGGUGCCGGAGGUCGGGCCUCCGAUCCCGGCGACGUGAGCGCUCGAUCUCGCGCGGCGGCGGCUCCUUUGAAUCCGAGAUGUGGGGCGGCGACUCCAAGCAGACGCUCAAGUCCCGGGGCGCCGGCGCCGGCGCGGCCGGGGCCGGCAUGGGGGACGAGGAGUCCGACUACUUCCCGCCCACCCCGCGCAAGGACUGGUCCACGGGCCUGCUCAAGCUCGUCACCGCCACCGUCAUCUUCAUGGGCGGCGUCGUGCUGGGGCUCUCCGUCAGCGGCAGCGUCGCGCGCUACUACUACAACUCCUCCCACGCCGAGCUAUUCUUCCCGGCCACCACCUUCGGCUGCGACCCGCGCGACCGGGACUGCGGAAUGGGCCUCGCCUUCAAGGCCUUCGUCCACCCGCCACGCCUCGCGCACUCCAUGACCGACGACGAGCUCUUCUGGCGGGCCUCGCUCGUCCCCAAGGCCGAGGACUUCCCCUUCCAGCGGGUGCCCAAGGUCGCCUUCCUCUUCAUGACGCGCGGGCCAAUCCCCUUCGCGCCGCUCUGGGACAAGUUCUUCCGGGGGCACCAGGGGCUCUACUCCGUCUACGUCCACACCGUGCCGGACUACAAGCUCAACGUCUCCAAGAACUCGGCCUUCUACGGCAGGCAGAUCCCCAGCGAGGAGGUGUCCUGGGGAUCAAUAACUCUUGUGGAUGCUGAGAAGCGCCUGCUGGCCAAUGCCUUGUUGGAUUUCUCAAAUGAGCGGUUUGUGCUGCUCUCGGAGAGCUGCAUUCCUGUAUUCAACUUCCCGACCGUCUAUGAGUACCUCAUUAACUCGGCGCACAGUUUUGUUGAGUCCUACAACAUUGACACCCCUCAAUGUGCUGGCCGGUACAACCGGCGCAUGGCACCUCACAUCAUGGCAGAUCAAUGGAGAAAAGGGUCAGAGUGGUUUGAGCUUAACCGUGAACUGGCUGUCCAGAUAGUAGCAGACUACAAGUACUACUCAAUCUUCAGAAAGCACUGCAGGCCAUCCUGUUACCCAGAUGAGCAUUACAUACCAACUUAUCUUCAUUUGUUCCAUGGGCCCCUCAACGCGAACAGGACCAUCACAUGGGUUGAUUGGUCAAGAGGAGGCCCGCAUCCAGCAAGUUAUGGUGCUGCAGACAUCACAGAAGAGUUCAUCCAGGCCAUCAGGAAUAAUGGCACACAAUGCUUCUACAACUCAAAGCCCACCUCUGUCUGCUACCUCUUUGCGAGGAAGUUUGCUCCAAAUGCUUUGGGUCGGUUGAUGAACCUCACCUCGACUGUGUUGGACUUUUGAGUUGUUUUCACCAUGCGUCGUCCUCACCAUCUUCAGCAUUAUGCUACUGAUAGAGGGAGGUAUCCGUUGAUGUGCAUGCCGGUCAGGAACUAGAGCUACUCUACACUACUAGAUUGGAGUUGGCGACAUGUGUCUCACUAUAGAUGGAUGGUCAGAGAUGGUUUUUGAUGGAUGGGUCUCUCGCGGAUGAUGCUGUGUGGGACAGUGAAAAUUGCUUCACUUAUCCUGAAGCUGAGUCCCGAGCUAUGGACAAAUGGCAUUGCCAACGGAGAGGACAUUUCUUUCACCUCCCAUUCUUUUUAAUAUAUCAUAGUCAUCUGAUAGAGGAUCGUUUUUCUUUUCUUCUUCCCCCCUAUCUACUGUAAUGACUUGGUCAGAUACUAAUUUCUGUGAAUAUAACUUAUCAAUCAUUGCUUCA